AUGAGAAACAGAAAUCAUAAAAAAAACAAGAAAGAUGAAGAAAGAAAUAUAAGAAAACAUUCAAAUGAUAACAAUAAAAUUGUAAACGAUAUGAAAGACAACAACAAUAAUAAUAAUAAUAAUAAAAGUGUUAUACAUAGUAGUAGUAAUUUAAAAAAGGUUGAAGAGAAAAAAGUAUUUGAAAGAAAUAAAUUUGGUCAGUUUAUAAAAAAAUCAAUAUCUCCAUCUUUAAAAGACACCAAUAUAAAAAGUAAUAAUAAUAAAAAUAUGAAAACUGAUAGUCAUAGUAAUGAGGUGAAUAAUAAUAAUAAUAAUAAUAAUAAUAAUAACAACAACAACAACAACAAUAAUAAUAAUAAUAAUAAUAAUAAUAAUAAUAAUAACACCUUAAGUAAUAAAGAAAAAUUAAAAGUUCUUAUUGAUAAAAUUAAAAAAAUACAAAAUAAAAAAGAAGUUAAUAAAACGUUAGAUAAACCUAUGUAUAUGAGAAAUUUUCAGGAUGAAAAAAAAGUUUCUAAUAGUAAUAAUGCUAAUAAAAUAAAAAGAAAUGGAGAUCCAAGAAAUUUAGGAGAUAUAAAAAGUAAUGAUAAUAUAAAAAGUAAUGAUAAUAUAAAAAGUAAUAAUAAUAUAAAAAGUAAUAAUAAUAUAAAAAGUAAUGAUAAUAUAAAAAGUAGUUAUAAUCAAAAAAAUAGUGAUAAUCUAAAAAAGAGUGAUAAUCUAAAAAAUAGUGAUAAUCUAAAAUAUAGUGAUAAUAUAAAAAUUAAUGAUAAUCUAAAAAAUAGUGAUAAUAUAAAAAGUAAUGAUAAUCUAAAAAAUAGUGAUAUUAUAAAAAGUAAUGAUAAUCUAAAAAAUAGUGAUAAUCUAAAAAAUAGUGAUAAUAUAAAAAAUAAUAGGGAACCCAGAUGUAAUGAGGAAAAGGAAUCCAGUGAAAACGUCAAUAUUAAAGAGAAGGUUAUAAAUAAUAGGGACUGUAAAAAUAACGACAAGUUUAAAAUUAAUAGAGAGGUAAACAAUAGUAGAGAAAAUAGAAGGAAUGAUGAUACUAAUAUAAGUGAUGACCAUAAAAAUAAUAUUGAUCAGAAAGGUAGUAAUAAUAAUGUAUCAAGAAAUAAUAAUACAUCUAAAAAUAAUAAUACACCCAAAAAUAAUAAUACACCCAAAAAUAAUAAUACACCCAAAAAUAAUAAUACAGUCAAAAAUAAUAAUACAGUCAAAAAUAAUAAUACAAUCAAAAAUAAUAAUGCUACUAAAAGUAUGAGCGACUCCAUAAAUAGUGAUAUCAUAAAUAAAUCCGAUUGCAUCAAUAACGCUGAUGAAAAUAAUGAACAUAAUGAUGAUGAGAGUAGUAAGAAGGAAGAUGAAGUGGAUAAUAAUAAAAUUGAAGAUGAUAAUUUAAUAAAUAAAGAUGAAAAGAGAGGAGAAAAUAUGAGUGUAGCUAAGGAAGAUAAUGAGACUUAUUAUAGAAGUAGUAGAAGAGAGAGGUGUCGUAAUUUGAAGAAAGAAGAUAAUUUAAAAAAUGUGAAUGAUGAAGAUAAUUUAAAAAAUAUGAAUGAUGAAGAUAAUUUAAAAAAUAUGAAUGAUGAAGAUAAUUUAAAAAAUAUGAAUGAUGAAAAUAAUAAUGUAAGUCCUUUUACAAAAGAAGGAAGGAAAAGAAGUGUAAGAGAUAGAAGUAAUUUAAGAAAUUUUAAUUAUAUAAAUGUAAAUAAUAAUAAUAUAAAGGAUGACGAUUUUGUUGAUGAUAAUAAAAAUAGUAGUGUAAUAAAAAUGAAUGAAGGAAAAAAGACGAUUCUAAGAACACGUGUAAGAAAUAGAAGAAGAAGUCAAAGGAAAAGAGGAAGGAGAUGUUCAAAUUUAAGAAAUAAUAAAAAUAAUUUAAAUUCUGUUAGUAAAAGUAAUUAUGAUAUGUCUGAAGGAGAAAAUUAUGAAAAAGGUAGAAAAUUUUUUUAUGAUAAUAAUAGUAAUUAUAAUGAGUUAGAUCCAUUAAAUAGUAAAUUUUCGAAUAUAAAAAUUUCAAAGAAUUUUUUUCUUAAAAUGAAUGAUGAUGAUGAUGAUGAAGAAGAAGAUGAUGAUAAGACUAGUAGUAAGCACAGUUCAUAUUCGUUUGGAUUAAACGAAAGAAACAUAGAAAAGAAGAUAAUAAUAUUAGAGGAGAAGGAUGGAAUAUAUGAGAUAAAUGAGAAUUAUUUGGGGUAUGACAAUAAUAAAGAUAUGGAUGAUAAUAAUAAAAAUAUUGAUUACAAUAUGAUACAUAAUGAUGAUAAUAAUAAAAGUAUUAAUCACAAUAUGAUAUAUAAUGAUGAUAAUAAUAAAAGUAUUAAUCAGAAUAUGAUAUAUAAUGAUGAUAAUAAUAAAAGUAUUAAUCACAAUAUGAUAUAUAAUGAUGAUAUUAAUAACGAUAUGGAUGAGGAUCAUACAAAUAACCCUCAGAAUAAGAAUGACGAUUGUAACAGUUCUAAAUGUAAUGAUGAUAAUUCUUGCCAAUUAAAUAAUAAUACAAAACAAAAUGAUAAGAAACUUAAUAUUGAUCAUAAUAAUAUGUGUGAUGUUAAAAAUAUAUAUAAUAUAUAUAAUAUAGAUAAUAAAAUAUGUAAUAUAAAAAAGAGAGUAUUAAACAAUGAAGAGAUUUUAAUAUUAUUAAAUUUAUUAAGAGAUAUUAAUAUAAAUCGAUUUACUUUAAAACAUGUAAUGACAAGUAAAGAUUGUAUGUAUGAAAAAUUUAUGUUAUAUAAUUUAUUUUCAUAUAAUAUAACAUGUUUAAAAAGUCCUUUAAAAUUGAUGUAUGCAUAUUGUUUGUUUAAGAAUUUAAAAUUAUUUUAUCAGAUACAAUAUAAAAAUAUGAAUAUGACAGAAAAAUCUAUUCCAAAUUAUAAAAUAAAAAAUAAUUUAUUAGAUACACAUUGUAUUAUUUUAAAUAUGUUUGAUAAUUAUUAUCAAAAUGUAUGUAAACAAAAAAUGUCUAUAACUGAUUUUAUUAAUUCAUUUUAUUUAAAUAUACAUAAUAUAAAUAUUGGUAAAAAAAAAGCACAACCAAAUAAAAAUUAUGAAAAUAUUGUAUUACCAGAAAAAGAUAAUAGAAAAAUAACAUCAAUGUAUACAAAUAGACCUGUUCUAUAUUCUAAUUAUAUAAAUAAAGAAACUGAUAUAAAUAUAGAAAAACAGUCUAAUAAACUUAAUGAUAUUAACAUGGAAAAUUAUCAUACAGUUAAUAAAAAUAAUAAAUCAAUAAAUAAUAAAUCAAUAAAUAAUAAAUCAAUAAAUAUUGAUUCUAUAAAUAAUAAAUAUAUAAAUAAUGAUAACAAUUAUCGUAGUCACUACAAUUUAAAUGAUAAUAAAUACAAUAGUGUAUGUAAAAAUGAAUUAACAUCACAUAUAAAUGAUAUAUCUCAAGUUCAAAAUUAUAAGCAAAAUGAUGAUAAUGCUGAUAAUAUAAAUAAAGAUAUAUAUAGAAAUAUAUAUAAAGAACAAAAUUUAUAUCAUAUACAUAAUUAUAAUGAUAUGAGUAAAGGAUCUAAUGAUCAUAACGUUAAAACGUUUAAUGUGCAAAAUAAUAGAAAAGAAAAUGAUUUAAAAAAUUCUAUAUAUCAUGAUAAUAAAAUGUAUCUUCUGGGCAAUGAAAAAACACCAUGUUUAAAAGAUAUAGAUAUAAAUAAGAAUUAUGAACAUGAAUAUGAUAAUUAUGAUGAUAUAAAUAGAUACAACAACAAUAAUAAUAUUAAUACGGAUGAGGGUAAAAAUGAAAAGGAUAUCUAUUUAAAUAAUGAUAAUAGAAAAAGGAAAUAUUUUACAAAUAAAAAUAUAUUAGAAUAUGAAAAUAAAAAGAAAAAAAUGUCAUAUACAAUAAAUAUGAAUCAAAAUAAUGAUAAUGAAUCUGUAAAUAAUAAAAGUCAUAUGAUGUUAUGGAAAUAUAAAGAAUUAGAAAAUAUUAAAAAUAUGAUAAACAAUGAAAAAGAUGAGGAAGAAGACUGUACUCCAUUAGCACAUACUAUAAAAAUUUCAAAAAAUUGUAAUAAUAUAAAUAUGGAUCAAUACAAUGAAAGAAAUAAAAAUGAAGAAUAUAAUGAUGAUAUGAGUAAUUAUAAAGUGUUAAGAGGUGCUAAUUUUGAGUGUUAUGAUGUCAACGAAUCUGUGCAUGUUCAGGAUAUUCAUGAUAAGGGGGAAGAAAAGAAAAUCGCGGCAUCGUUAGAUAUUAAGAAUGAUGAAAAUGACGAUGUGAAUAAAAAUGAUAAUAUAAAUCAAAAUGAUAAUAUAAAUAAAAAUAAUGAUGUGAAUCAAAAUGAUGAUGUUAAUCAAAAUAAUGAUGUUAAUCAAAAUGAUGAUGUUAAUCAAAAUAAUGAUGUUAAUAAAAAUAAUGAUGAUAAUAAUUAUAUCAUAGAGAAAGGUGAAAAUUAUGAAAAAAAAAAAAAUAUAGAAAAUAUUCAAUAUGAUAAAAAAUAUUCAAACAAUGAUAUACAAUAUAAUAUGCCCUUUAAAGAUAAAUCCUUAUUAUUAUUUGAUGAGAAGAAUAUGAAUAAUGAGAAUAAAAAAGAAAAUACUCCAAUUAAAAUGGAAGAUAUAAAUUUUUCAGUGAAUAUGGAAUAUUCUCCAAUGCUAAAAAAUAGAAGAAUAAAUUAUGAUAAUAAAAAUAAUGAUAUAUAUAAUAAAAAUAAUGAUAUAUAUAAUAAAAAUAAUAUAUAUAACAAUAAUGUUGAUAGUUGUAUUAAGAAUGAUGAGUAUCUUCAUAGUAGCGACAACAAUCUUAGUGUGAAUAAAUAUAACAGUGUGAGUAAACGAAGGAGACGAGUAGAUAGAAAUAAAGAGAGCAAUGAAAAAGAGAAACGAGUUUAUAGAAAUGAUAUAAUGGAGCUUCAAAAUGUGGAUGUGAUGCUACUUGAACGUAUAAAAAAUAAUUAUAAGAUGUUAAUUGGAAAUGAUAAUGAGAAUAAAAAAAAAAAAAAAAAAAAUACUUCAACUGUAACAUUAAUGGGAGAUGAAGAUGACACAUAUGAUAAUAAUAAUGAAAAGAACAAUGAAAAGAACAAUGAUAAUAAUAAUAAUAAUAAUAAUAAUAAUAAUAACAACAAUAAUAAUAAUAACAACAAUAAUAAUAAUAAUAAUAAUGAGAUUCAUAACAAUAAUAUUAUUAAUAAUAAUAUGAUCCAAAGGAGUAAUGGAAAAAUAGAAAAGUGCCGGAAAAAUAAAAUACCUUAUUUCAAUAAAUAUAGUAAAUUAUUAAAUAAUGAAGAUAAGAAAAAAAAAAAAAAUAUGUUAACUACGGAAUGUUUAUAUAAUAAUAAUUUUAAUAUAUUAGAUAUAAAAGUGAAUACACAUUUUGCUCAUAAUUAUCAUAUAUCUUUAUUUUUUUUUUGUAAAUAUACAUCAUAUAAUUUAUAUUUACAUCCAUUAAAUAAGAAUGAACAUAUUGUAUCUUAUGUUAUUUUAAAUUCUAAGAAUGAAGUAUUAACAGAUAAUGGGAAUUCUUUUGUUUUAAGAUAUUUAUUAUCUUUCUUAACAAAUAAAAUUUCUAGUUUAAAAAAAUGUUAUGCAAAUGCUUUAUAUAAUUCUUAUUUAUUACAAAUACCUAUACGUAUAUUUAGACAUCAUAAUUUAGAAAAUAAAUAUAGCCCAAACUACGGUAUUAGAUAUGAUGGCAUAUAUAAAAUCAUUAAUGCUUUUACUAUUAAUGAUUAUUCUACUCCUGAAUAUAAAAGAGAUAUAUUAUAUGUUUUUAAAAGAUUAUAUGUUGACAAAUGCUUUAUAUCAAAUAUUAAUCAUAAAAUUCUUGAUGAUCAAGCUGAAAGGAAAAAAAAAUUUAUAGAAAAAAAUUCGGUUUCUAUUAAUGUUAUGAUGAAUAAAGAAAUUAUUAUGACAUUAAGAAUACCUUAUUUAAAAAAUUAUAAAUCUACUACCUUUACAAAUUUUAAUCAUAUAUAUAAAUUUAUAAGAAAAAAAUGUAUUGAAAAGAAGUUAGCUACUUCAUGGGUGCAAUCUGAGAUGAGUACAUAUGAGGCUUGUAUGCAGCAUAUUAGAGCUAAAGAAAAAGAAAAAGAAAAAGAAAAAAAUAAUAAUUAUAUAAAUAAUGAAAAAAUGAAUAAUAUCAAAAAUAAUGAGAAUAAUAUAAAAGAUGUAUAUAAUGAAAGGAUAAGUUCUAGUGAUGAUACAUUUAAAGAUUGUAUACAAGCCAUAAAUAUUGAUAAUCCUAUGGAUCACGAUGUUGACGUUGGAUUUGUUAUAAAUGAGGGCAAUAAUAAAAUAAAGGAUAUGAAAAAUAAAAAUUGUAAUGUUAAUGAAAAUAUAAAUGCCCACACUAAUAAAAAUAAUAUGAAUGAUAUAAAAAAUAUUAAUUAUAUGAACAAUAUGAAUUAUAUGAACGAUAUUAAUUAUAUGAACAAUAUUAAUUAUAUGAAUUGCAAUUCAUCGGAUGAAGGUCAAUAUCCUUAUUGGUGCCUUGGAAAAUAUUUACCUUUUGUUUUAAUUCUAGAAACUUUAAACUUUGAAAAAGAAAUUGAUAUAUAUAAAGGUAUGAGAACAAAAAAUUUAAAGAAUCUAAAAAUAUCUAUCAUAAAAACAGAAAUUCCAAUAAAUUGUGAAAUGGCUAAAAGGCCAGCACAUUUAUUUAUACCUAUAAAAAGUAAAGAAGCAAUAUCUGCAUAUAUAGAAUUAAAAAAACCAUAUGAUAAUAAUUGGAAUCCAUAUGAAGAUUUAUCAGGUGGUAAAGAGAUUUUUAAGAUACCUGUUGAAAAUGUAGUAGAUGAAUCAUUACCUCCUAUGAAUUUUACAUAUGUUAAUAAAACUAUAUUUUUUUCUAGAUUACCUCCAUAUAAUUUAUUACCUUUAUGUUCUGGUUGUGCUCCACAUAAUUAUAAUAAAAAGGAAUAUGUAGAUCUUUAUAUAAAUGGAUAUUGUAAAGGUAUAAGACAUAAAAAAACAAAUAGAAUAUAUUGUGAUGGAAAUAAAAAUUAUGAUAUUAAUGAUUUCAAUGUAUUAGCUGCAUGUUCAGGAAAUUGUUUAUGUGAUCCUUUAAAAUGCACAAAUAAAUUUCCAGAAGGUUUACAUUAUCCUAUAAAAGUUGUAAAGACAAAAGAUAUUGGAUGGGAUAUUGUUUCAUGUUCAUUUAUAAAAGCUAAUUCAUUAAUUAUGCAUUAUGUAGGUGAAAUUACUACAAGAAAAGAAAUGAUAUCUAGAGAACAUGAAUAUGAUAAAAAAGGUUAUUUUAAUUAUUUUAUUGAAACUGCAGAAGUAGAUGAAACUUAUCCUGAUGAUUGGAAAAUUCCAUGUAUUGAUGCUCUUUUUAUAUCUAAUGUUGCUAGAUUCUUAAAUCAUUCAUGUGAACCAAAUGUAAAUGUUAUAACUAUAUGGAGAGGUGAUAAUUAUCCAUCAGUUGGUAUUUUUGCUUCACGAGAUAUACAACCAAAUGAACCUUUAAAAUAUCACUAUGGAAUCAAUUAUAAAAAUAUUAAGUGUAUGUGUGCAUCUAAGAAGUGUAAGGGUUACAUAGGUUAA
Messenger RNA from Plasmodium gaboni, 7479 nucleotides. Its product is annotated as putative SET domain protein. The record is from RefSeq and is a predicted model, not a curated record. Gene Ontology annotation, molecular function: protein binding; histone H3K36 methyltransferase activity. Gene Ontology annotation, biological process: regulation of DNA-templated transcription. The transcript has a single exon. Gene Ontology annotation, cellular component: nucleus; chromatin. Bases 1 to 7479 code for a protein of 2492 amino acids. NCBI's taxonomy places the organism in Eukaryota, Apicomplexa, Aconoidasida, Haemosporida, Plasmodiidae.